Penaeus monodon (black tiger shrimp) is the source of this 1707-nucleotide messenger RNA. Its product is annotated as BRO1 domain-containing protein BROX-like. Bases 50 to 802 code for a protein of 250 amino acids. NCBI's taxonomy places the organism in Eukaryota, Metazoa, Arthropoda, Malacostraca, Decapoda, Penaeidae. The record is from RefSeq and is a predicted model, not a curated record. The transcript has 9 exons.
GUCUACGUGAAAGGCUGCCAAAGCGACGAUCCUCCAGAAGUAAACAAACAUGGCUCACUGGUUUCACAGGAAUCCCCUCAAAGCCACUGCUCAGGUGAAAUUUGACCUGAAAAUGGUCGCGUCUGACAGCCAGGCUCUGAAAUUAUGUAGUGACCUGCGUCAGGCAAGAGCUCGACUCCUUGAACUCUUCCCUGAUGCCAACCAUGAGAUCGACGUGGUGGAGCCAGCACUGACACUAUACCUUGCUCUGCUGCGAGGUCUCAUUGAAGCACCAGAGGGCUCUGACUGGAGCAAGCUGAGGCAUUCUGUGCGCUUCCGUUGGACCCACUCCAUGCUGGGCAGCACUCCUGAGGCUCACUUUGAUGCGAUAUUUGAGCUUGUAUCAGUCCUUCAAAAUGCAGCGUUUUGGUACAUGAAGCAUGCAAGCAAGGUGGCAGCACAGGAAGAAGUGAGCAUGGACGAAGCCAAGAUUGUCCAUCGUAGCCUUCGCCGUGGGGCAGGACUCCUGAAGUACGCCCAAGAGGAGUGGGUGAACAAACUUCUCGAGGCCCCCAAGCCAGGGAGUGAUGGGGACCCCAGAGUGCACACAGCAUAUCUCAACCAGGCUACAGCAGAGGCCCAAGAAGUGACAAUAGCUCGAGCUGUGGAGUUGAAACACAAUCCUGGACUGAUUUCUGCACUUUCUAAUGAAACUUCCAAAAUGUUUACAACGGCUGCUGAUUCCAUCACAUCACUGGAUGAGAAGACAUUUGGCCAUUGGACAAAAUAUUUACGAUUAAAAGCAGCUUUCUAUGCAGCGUAGGCUUACAAUUAUGCUGGAGAAAACAUGCUGAACCAGGACAAAUGCGGAGAUGCCAUCCGCUCACUUCAAGAAUCCAAAAAGAAUUAUGAACUGGCUGCAGAAAUGUGCAAGGAAUACGGCCAAACCAAAGGGCCGGGUACACAGGCAAAGCCAGAGAAACAUCAGUUCUUCCGCCGUAUUGCCCCCAUCAUUGCAAGGACCUUGGAGAAGUGCGAGAGAGAGAAUGGAAUGAUCUAUCACCAAAAGGUCCCUUACGACCCGCCCCAGCUAGAACUCAGAGCCACAUAUGGCUUAGUCUCACCUGAUGACUACACCCUCCCCCCUGCAGCUCCUCUCUGGUCACCAGUCACCUAUGCGGCCUUUGACCUUACUAAGAACCUCGCAGAAGACCCUGGUGCAAACUCGAAGUCUGCCCAGAAAGCAGAAGGGGAUCUCCCGCCUGUCAAAGAAGCUGAUAUUCACCAGUCAUCCAAGGACCACAAAAACAACAGUGGAUGCUCUCUGAUGUAGCCUCUCUGUGAGUGGACAGCUGUCAUGAGUGAUUGUAGAUCAUAGCUCAUGGUUGUGUAGUUUUUUCCUUUCUAUUUGGGGGGAGAGGGGUUAGGAUUUAGAAAUGUACCAUCAUUGGAAAUGAUGGUAAUUUUCUACUUGUCUUUGGGAGGUGAAUUAAUGUUUACUUAAACUAUUUCUGGAUACUUUGUGGCAAGAUUAUUUUUACUUGUCAUAGUCUAACCAAAGGUAUAGAGAAAAAUUAUGUGUGUAUUUCAGAUGUGAUUAUUGUAUACACUGAUAAAAAAGUGGUUAUUUGUUGUCCUUCAUUUGUAAGGCAUUUAUUGUGUUUAUUUGUAGUACUAAAAGAAUUGAUUCUAAACAGCAUCCAGUGAAUCAAGGAAAAACUUACACCU